Molecule: messenger RNA, 672 nt
Organism: Nelumbo nucifera (sacred lotus)
Lineage: Eukaryota; Viridiplantae; Streptophyta; Magnoliopsida; Proteales; Nelumbonaceae
Source: RefSeq, a predicted model, not a curated record
GAGAAAAGGAAGAAGGUCAGGUGACCUCCCGCGACCCAGCACUUCCCCCGCUAAGGGGUGGUGAGGGUGGGUGGGUCGGGGCCAUGUCGCAACUCAAGUCGCCACCGUCGUCGCUUUACAAGCAGCGCUCCUGGUCUUCCGAUACGUAUCGGGAUGAGGCCUGGCUGAGACGAAAAGGCAACAGCAAAAACAACAGGAGAAGGCGGAGCAAGAGCGUUACGGACGAGGACCUCGAUGAGCUCAAGGCCUGCAUCGAGUUGGGUUUUGGGUUCGAUUCCCCCGAUUUGGACAGCAGGCUCUCCGAUACCUUGCCAGCUUUGGGCCUUUUUUAUGCUGUCAACAAGCAGUAUAACGAUAGCGUAUCCAAGUCAUCUUCUUCGUCCACCGCCGCCUCUGAGUGCGAUGCCUCGUCGCCCCUGGGUAGCCCUCACACCAUAUUCACUCCAGGUGACAACCCUCAGCUGGUGAAGACGAGAUUAAGGCAGUGGGCUCAGGUAGUUGCUUGUUCGGUGCGGCAAUCUUACUGAUUUCAAGCGAGACGAAACACCGUCUACCAUCCUUUGUUGGAAUUCCCCACCGACUUUGUUUAUUAAUUGAAAAACCCAAAAAAAAAGAGCCAUUAGACCAACUCUGCAAAUGAAGUAAUGAAUUUCUUUUCUCUUUUUAUGUCUA